Molecule: messenger RNA, 1048 nt
Organism: Solanum stenotomum
Lineage: Eukaryota; Viridiplantae; Streptophyta; Magnoliopsida; Solanales; Solanaceae
Exons: 6
Coding region: 151-705 (184 amino acids)
Source: RefSeq, a predicted model, not a curated record
GUUUUGGUGUAAUGUGCCCCUAAUUGAAAUCUGCUAAGUAUUAGUGUCUUUGUUAACGGAGGGAAGCUGCUAGUGUCUCUGGAACACUAUUCAGCAAUUUUCUUCAUCCCUCACAAUUACAAGUUUGAAUUGAUCUUUUUGGGUCUAAAAAUGGAGGAGGGUGGCCCAAGUAGAGAAGAACCCACGUCAUGGGAGGACCUUUACAACGUCAAUUUGGUACCUUCAGAGCUUUUUCUCAAGUUUAGAAAAGAAAUUGAGGGUUUUCGAGUUGGCGUUAACUUGGAGUUUUACAACAAUCCAAGCAAUGAAUAUCUAGCAAAAUUGGUUUUGAAGCCUUUAGCUCCCGAACGUCGAUGGAAGCUCAUAUGUGAGCCAUUGCAUCAUGAAGUGCGCCUUCUAUCAAAGAAGAUCCCAGUUACAAAAUUUCUGAAUCUUCAGGUAGGGAUAGGACACAAUUUUCGGUUGCAAGCAACUGGUUGGAAAUGGAAGCUUACGACUUGUUUGGGUGGAGAUGGUGUCUCCAGGAUCCGGAAUAAGACGUCACUUGGAUUAUGUCCUGGUGUGGAUUUUCGUUUUGGGUGGAGAGCAGACUAUGUUCUUCCUGAAAUUACUGGGGGAGUGGGUACUGGUGAACCAUUGUUCAAUAUGAACUCUGGACGAUUACAAGCAUCGCUGGAUAGAGUUGAGGCCAUUUUUAGCCAAUAAGCAUAAUGAUCACUUGAAUAUGCAGGAAGAAAAGGAGUUGGGAGCUUGUACAGCCAACAUCGCAAUGUGCUUUUCGGGGGUAGAAUAUCUCUUGUGAAACGAUGAAAACGUCAACUUAUCCCAAAUCCUGUUGUAUAGAUUACAGUUUCUAGGUUCUUUAAUUUCACCUUUGCGCAGUUGCUUGAUGUACAAAAAUCAGGAUUUGUAAAUUCUGUUUUUCAUUGCUCAUUUUGGUUACAUAGAAAAAUAUUUGAAGAAGCCUCAAUUGAAAUGGUGGCGUUUUCGACCAUGAAAGAUUUUGCUAACUUGAAUCAUAUAUUUUCCCAAAAAACCUUAGAAUGAA